AUGACUACCAAUCCUUCAGAAGAUUUCGAUGAUCAAAAGUCUGUGGGUGCCGGUGAUGCACCUCCCUCGUACGAUACGACACCUCUGUCUGAAUCAUCAUCGGCCACUCUCCAAUCAUCUUUCUUUUCCUUGUUAUUCGUCGCCAGGCAGAAAUGCACCGCGGUUCUAUCGCGCAUCCGUGAUAUCGUUCUCACUCCAGAUUUCAACCCAUCCUCCGCCGCCUCAAUUAUUAACGUCUGUGCUGCUGAUCUUACAACUCAAGAGUUCUCCAAGCUUCUACAAACACCAAAUAUCGAGGAUCACACAGCGCUAUAUUGGGCAAUUGUGAACAACCAUGACCACGCAUCGUUUACGCACCUGAAAUUGGCAAAUAUUGAUGGUUGUCCACCGGAUGAGAUUGAAGUGCAUGAGGUCAAGAUGGGCAACAGCCAUCAGUUUGUCGUUUCUUUCCGCAUCAGGAAGUUCCAGAGACGCCUGCGCAUCACGCACAAGUUAAAUUAUGAAUUUGUCGCAGAUGGACGUAUAUGGUUUCUCCGCUUUGAUAUGUACACUGUUGAGUGGAAGUGGCGCGUUCUGUAUGGCAUUUCUUCGCCUAGCCUUCCAGCUUGCACGAAAGCUUCAUUUAAGAUAGAAGGGAAACCUGGCCGCAAACCCCUGAAGCUGUCGCCGGGUGAUAAUUUCCCCGAGACAAUUGUGCCACAAGAACCUGGUUACCUUGAAAAAUAUAGCGGGGUAGCUGGCGAGCCUACUAUCUACAUGUGGUGGCCAUUGGGCGAUUGGGUGAUGUACGAGUAAGUCUUUAGCUUCCUUAGC
This is a messenger RNA of Suillus fuscotomentosus, 813 nucleotides long. RefSeq lists its product as uncharacterized. Bases 1 to 795 code for a protein of 264 amino acids. The record is from RefSeq and is a predicted model, not a curated record. The transcript is spliced from 5 exons. NCBI's taxonomy places the organism in Eukaryota, Fungi, Basidiomycota, Agaricomycetes, Boletales, Suillaceae.